Messenger RNA from Fusarium odoratissimum NRRL 54006, 1863 nucleotides. RefSeq lists its product as uncharacterized. Lineage: Eukaryota; Fungi; Ascomycota; Sordariomycetes; Hypocreales; Nectriaceae. The record is from RefSeq and is a predicted model, not a curated record. The transcript has a single exon. The coding region runs from base 744 to 1472 and encodes 242 amino acids.
ACCUGAAAGGAGUAGAUUUUACGAGCCAAGGGGUCGGAAGAGAAAAAGCAAGCAGCCAGAAACAAUAAUAUUAAAAGCAUCCUCUAUUCCCCCGUUUCUCAAACGCGCUGAUCUCUCUUUUUCACGAUCACCAACCAAUCCGCGAAGUUCCGAAACCGAGAAUACAAUUACCACCUAUUACAGUGCCUUACAGUACAAGCACGGGCUUUGGGCUACCUCACCUCUGCCACCAAAAUAGCCGCGGAUCCUCAUCACAUUUACCUACACCCCCCGGUCCCGGGCUAGUCAACGCAGCACAACAAAAGACAAACAAAAAGGACCAGGAACAAGGCCCAGGGUGUCAUUCAUUUCGAUCCAAUCCAAUUCUUCAUAUAUCCAUCUGCCAGCACCCCUACCACUUCAACUUUUCCCAUCUUGCUCUUCCCAUCAAGACAUUCUGCUUUCCAACUGUAUCUCCCAAGAGCAGUACUAAAUCCAAAAGCUUCGACGAGCUGGUCUCUUGAAACGUCUAACAAGCUUGGGUCUUGUUUGUGCUCUCGCCUUGCAAUAUACGCAUGCAUAAACAUCCUUUAAUAGCAACAACCUGACACGCAUAUUGUCUUGUUUGCUUCCCCGUCGACCAACAACCCAUUCCUACCCCUCCAGCUCAUCAUCCGACCUGGCUCAGCCAUAUAUACCAAUACGGCACCUCGAAAACGUUUACUAUACCUCCCUAGUCAACACCAACUCACAACACCGCAACGAUGCUCCGAGGAACUACUUCCAACGUCCCCAAGGUCCCACUCUUUGGUGUACCCAAGAGACGCAAGCAGAGGCAGCAACAAGAACAGGAGCAAAAGGACAAAGAAGAGAAGCUUCGCCUACAGGCUCUCGAGGAAGCUGAAUUCGCAACCAAGGCCGAAACUUCAGACUUCCUCCUCUACUACCUUGAGCGAUCCCCCUUCAAGGACCAAUCCGAUCAGAUCUCCAUUGCCUGGGAGAACCUACCUAGCCUAGGCGAGCUCGAGUCUUUUGCCAGGCUCGACAAGACUGCUGGCACACAAGCCUGCCGUCGUUUAUUCAAGGCCGUCGUCAUCUGGGACGAUCUUGGUCUUGAUCUCUGGGAGACACUUAACAGUACCUUCCACCCUGAAAGCGACGAGGAGGACAGCGAUGAUGAUCUCCUCGACGAAAUCUCAGAAGAGCCCGUUGGCUGGGAUCACGCAAGCCCUCGAAGAUCCCGAUCUCGCGCCAGUUCCAGGACAUCUUCCUCUGAGACACAUAAUUCUGAACGCUCUCGCCAAGUCUCCUCAGAGCGACAAGAUCAGCGUGAGCGUAGCCGCGACUCGCGCAAGACAGCUUCCGCACGAGACCAGAGUGUCAACGGAAGAUUACCUCCCCGGAGACCUAUGGGUCUUCAGGGCGGUAUGAUCAGCGAGUACUACGACAGCCCCUCGCGAUAUCGUGUUCCCAAGAUUGUGCGCGUCCUAUAAGCGCUUACACAUCACCACUCUACGAAUAUUUUUUUUUGUCUUUGAUCUUAUACUGCUUUUUUCAAGCGGGCGUUGGGAAAUUAGCAAAGUUCGCAGCAACCGCUAUACUAGCCAUAUAUUGAUUUCUCAUGUUUUCUGAGUAUUAGCAAGGCGUUAUGGACAUGCAUGCAAUGGCACCGGACAAUUACGGAUUACGGGAUACCACCAAUAUCACAGCUGAGGGAUAACAGCUACCCUAUUAUUACUAUAGUACAGCAACGAACAAUCUACCAAAUAAUUUUGAUACUUUCCAUAGCCAUGCAAUUCUUGAGUGAUCGACGUGAAAAUUUGGAUGGCUCCUCUUGAUGCAACCUUCAAAGUUUGAAGGUCUACAACAACCAUUAGCACUACC